AAAUUCAGGUUCCUACCGAGAAGUGGACGCUGUCAGUAUAGAUAUGUUGACAUUCCUUAGAGAUAUGGUUAAUCGCACCGUUAUUGACCAUUUGAUCAUGGAUAACGAAGGUCCGGAAUUUGAUCUCUUACCUAUGAUAGCAGUCGACAAUGUACUGGAAAGGAAUGGUAUAACAAUAUGUCAGAUGAAUGUGGAGAUCCAUGCACCUGGUCCACAGGAAAGGCUUGAGUACUUUGCAACUAUGAUGUCCGACGUGCUAAAAGCUAAACGAUUUGCUCCGAUAUACAAUUUGUACUGGGGUCAUCAGCGUGCUUUCUUUAUCAAUUUCGAAGAUCCGUUGUGCGUGGAAAAAUAUCUUGUGCAAUUUUUCAAGGAACCGCUGGUAGAAAGUUAGAAUAUCACAAUAUUUAGGUUUAUCGCAAUUCCAUAAAAUGUAUUGAUGUAAUGUAGAAGUGAUUUUAUGUUGUGUGUACAUAGGAAACAAUCGCGAAACACUUAGCUGACGCUUUAUUUAUCUUAUUUGGUAUAUAAUUUCAAAGGCAAACGUUGUUGUUGUUGUUCUUUGUUUUUAAGUCACCUU
Molecule: messenger RNA, 580 nt
Organism: Cylicocyclus nassatus
Lineage: Eukaryota; Metazoa; Nematoda; Chromadorea; Rhabditida; Strongylidae
Source: the annotation of a GenBank genome assembly